AUGGAUGUCGGUGGAGUCCAUCAGAGAUUUGAUAUUUACCGAGAAGUCUGACGUGUGAGUAAGAUUGUUGUUCAGGACAAGAUCAUUGUUGUUGUCAAUGAUUUUCUGUCCGAAAAGUGAACUUGUGCAAGGUUUAACAAGAAAAAAUACCAAAGUUAGCUAUAUAUAUAUAUAUUAUGUUGUUAAAUGUUGUCGUUAGAUAUUGAGUUUAUCGAUAAAAUUUGUAUACAGCAACAAAAAAUCAGGCAUUUAGCUGUCCAAUGAUACUUUUUUUGCAUCACACUCUAAAACAUUCUGGUCAAAAUUUCCUAACUUGAUAUUCCUAUAGUUUCAUUUCCUAGUAUUUUAUCUCACUUCCUAUAUCAAAGUUAUUUAUCCACCUGAUAUAGUCUGGUUAAUUUAAUAACCAGGAAGUCCUGGUCAAAUUAACUGGGUUAAAAUAAUAAGGAAAUUUGUCCAGGAAUAUAUUAAGGGUUGUGUGUCUAGGUUAACCAGAAAAAUUUUAACGCUCAAAGUGUUAGUUUUGCCGGAGUGCAUUAUAAAGAAAAAUGACGAAUCGAAUUCUCAUUUUACUUGUAUUUAAGUUGAUCUCCUUAAUACACGUGUAGGUGGGCAUUUGGCAUUUUACUUUGGGAACUCUUUACAUUGGGUGAGUACUUUUAACCAAUUACAUCAUGAAAUUAUGUGUUGUAACGUCACUUGCAAGGGCCGAAUACGAUUGCUUCCAGAGAAGAAUAUUCCGUCACCACUGUCUUCUAUUGCAAAUGGCAGAAAUAACAUUAGUCCAGCAGAUGUAAAUUGUGUAAAUUUUCGUAAGAACUUGUGUUUCAAGGUAAAAGCGGUAAAUUUGGCACAAAUAUUCAUACAUAAACACACUGUAAACAACACUGGAUAUUGCCCACAUCAAAACCUUUCCCAUAUAUACAUGCACCCGAUAAAAAUUAUGAUCCAUCCCGUUAUAGAAAGAAAGCAAAAUAGUAACUAUGCGAAAUUUAAGUAAGUUGUGGAAGGAGACCCGUCCGAUUGCCCUCACCGCCACUCUGUCAAAAGUUUUGGAAGACUUCGUUGUGACCUGGAUGAUUGAUGAUGUCGAAGACAAAAUCCGAAGCAGUUUGGUAGCUUAAGGGGAUCUUCUACAACAUUCUCCCUUAUUGACAUGAUUAACAACUGGUUGCAGGCACUGGAUAGUUUUUUUGAUUUCUCCAAAGCUUUUGACAGAAUCAACCAUAACAUUUUGAUUGCGAAACUCAUAGCCCUUGGAGUAAGAUGUUUGAUCGCAUGGAUAUGUGAUUUUCUUUCAAAUCGUCGUCAGGCAGUGAAGAUUAAUGAGUCUCGCUCGGAGUGGGCUUAUGUAAAUGGCGGUGUCCCUCAAGGAACAAAACUUGGCCCUAUCUUGUUUUUAGUUAUGAUUAAUGAUCUGAAAACGAAGUACCUAAACUCCUCUCAUUGGAAAUACGUUGACGAUGUAACGAUUUCCGAGGUUAUAAAAGAAACUGAGGAAUCGCGAUUACAAACUGAACUCAAUGAACUCCAACAAUGGGCAUGUGAGAAUAUGAAACUGAAUGGGUUAAAAUGCAAGGAAAUGGUUAUCAGCUUUUUACGACAAAGUGAUAACUAUACUCCAUUAUACAAUAAUGAUCAACAAUUGGAACUGGUUACAUCUUUCAAGAUUUUGGGUUUGACUAUUAAUAAUCACCUUAAAUGGAAUGAUAACGUUGCAAUUGUCGUAAAAAAAGCGUCGAAACGCCUUUACAUCCUUCGGGUGUUGCGUCGAUCUGGAAUUCCAUCCGCUGACUUGCUCUCAAUCUAUAACGCCUUAAUCAGAUCUGUUUUGGAAUAUGCUUGUGCAGUCUGGCAUACCAGCCUACCUCAGUAUCUUACCAACAAAAUUGAACGGGUGCGGAAACGUGCUCUGCGAAUUCUGUACCCUUUCACUGAUUAUGCGGAAGCCCUAUUUAUCAGUCGUUGUUCUCGCCUUGAUGAUAGAAGGCAUUCAAUAUGUCAGAAUAUACCUUACAAAAGAUUGCUAAGCCUUGCUCGAAACUGUACCACUUGUUGCCGUCAACUCGCGGAAACGUCCAUGGAUGGAGUUUGAGAAAUAAUAAUCAAUUAUCGCUUCCCAAAUGCAGAACUGAGAGGUUUAAGAACAGUUUUAUCCCGGCAAUGUACUAUAGUCAAGUUGACGUAUAGGCCUUUAUGGUCUUAACUUUUACAUUAGGUUUUAACAUUUAUAUUAGAUAUAGUAAUUCAUAUUUUAGUAUUUUUGUAAAUUUUAGUAUAUUUCCAUGUAAUCAUAUUGUAAUUCAUUUUCAAUGCGAUAAUAUGCAAAUAAACAUUAAUAAUAAUAAUAAUAAAAAGGUUUAAACUUUAUAAAAAAUACUGGCUUUUCAUACUUAAUAUGCGCAAAUGUCCACUUUUGAGCAUUUAUAAUACAAAAUAUAGUUUAAAAUCGCACCACUCACUUAAAUGUAUUGAAGUAAUAGUGAACUUGGAAAUUAAUUUGUUAGGAGUUUUACACUGGGUGUAUAUAACAAAAUUUCUAUUGAGCCCAUAUCCAAUAUUGUUUCCUAUAUGGUGUAUAAAAAAGGUAAUCGAACUUCAGCGCGCUAUUGUACGUGCAUGAACUACACGGCGCAUGUUUUUUUAUAUUCAGAAAGAUCAGGCUUUUAGCUAUAUUGAAUGACAUGUUUUUCAUGCCAAUUGGAGAAAAAAUAAGCAAGUACACGAGUUCGAUAAAAAAGGUUAGUCAGAAUCGCAUAUUUUCACUCUGUGCCUAUAAUUAAAGCAGUGCAUAACGAAAGAAAAAGCAAUUAAAGCAGUGCAUAACAAAGAAAAACAAGAACGUGUCGUAGCUUAGCUAAGAUUUAUUCCUACUUAUAAUAAUAAUUAUGAAUAUGUGCGUAUAGUUUUCAUCAACUUAAGUACUGAAGGGGGUUAAUUUUCAAUGGUUUUAGACUCAACUCUCAACGGUGAAAAUAUGCGAUUCUGACUAACAUUUUUUAUCCGACUCGUACAUGCUUAUUUUUUUUCAAUUGGCCGCAUGAAGAACAUAUCAUUCAACAGCUAAAAGCCUGAUCUUUCCGAAGAAGAAUAAAUCUCGUUCAUACGCAGAGUAAUUCAGAUACAAUACCGCGCUGAAGUUCGAUUACCUUUUUUUGUACACAUAUACCCCUGUAUAUAUAUGUGUCUAUAUCUGUACUAAAUUUUAUGCUUUUAACUUAAAACGCAUGGACUGUUUCAUGAAUCUGCAGGACCACUUAACAUGUUUUUCAUGCAGGUGGAAUUAACACCAUACCCAGGAAUAGACGCAAAUUAUCUAUAUGACUUUCUGUUGACUGGAAGACGACUGGAACCGCCUAAUUAUUGCCCUAACGAAAUGUAAGUAAUUUCGUAUCUUUUUGAAUAAAACAAGAUUGAUUUCAGAUUUAUGAAUAAACGUUGACCAUAUUUAACAGUUAUUCUACGAAUUCGAGUCGAAUUCGAGUCGAAUAUGAGCUGAUAGCCGAUGAGGCACGUAGCGCCGAAUCGGCUAUCGCUCAUAUUCGACGAGAGUGAGUGGAAUAACUGUUUUAUUAUAUACACAAGGUCUGAAUUCACAGACUUUGCUUUUCGAAUAUUUUCAAUAUUUUUCUAUUUUGUUUAUCUUUUUAUCUUCGCUCUUUCGGCCGAUUAUUUUUUCAAAAAUAUAUAUUUUUAACCAUUUUAAAUAUUAAAAAUUUAUUUGCAAACCUGAAAACAAUUUGUGGGAGUUUUUUCAUUGUGUUUUUAAUCCUGUGAAGGCUAUAAAAAGCGACAACUUGCCGUUUUCUCGUUUGCAAAACAUCGUAAAUUCAGUUUGGCCGCCAUUUUGUUUUUCUCUACUAGCAGGAUAUGAGCUAAUAUCCUGCUAGUAGAGAACCAAUCAGAUUGCAGAAUACCUCAUAUCCAGACCUUGUGUAUAUAAUAAAAAGAGUUAUAUUGUUAUUCUAAUGAGUUUCCAAACCGUCUAUUCUAUUAACUAUGUCUAUGGAUGUUUCGCAGAGGUCACAAAUUUCGCUUGACACCGCCAGUAAAAUGAUUUCUUUAUUGUAUUGUAUUUUAGACUAUUGUUGUUACACUUCAAUAAUUUUUAUAAUUUUGUCUAUACAGUGCCGAUGUAAUGUCAAAGUGUUGGGAGGAAGAUCCGGACGAUCGGCCAAAUUUUCACCGUUUGAAAGAAAUGCUGUACGAAACACUUUGCUGUGAAACAAUGACUCAGGUAUAAAGUCAAUAAUGAACUGCAUUAAAAAUGCAACAAAUUUCACUCUGUUAACAAAUUUCAAAAAAUGGUAACAAAUUUCACUCUGCUUUGACUCGAAUUUUGAAUUUUAGUAAAACAAUAUAAAUUUUUACAAGUUUUUAUCUCAAAAACACUCUGAUUAAAAUUUCCUGGUUGACCUAGAAAUAACUCUAUUUGCAUGGGUUAACUUAAUAUUCUUGGAUACAUUUCCUGGUUAUUUGUUCUCACUUCUUACCGUAGUCAGGUUAAUGAAACCAGGAAUCUGAUUAUAUUUGACCAGGACGUCCUUGUUAAAAUAACCAGAUCAUGUGAUUAUGUUAGGUGGAUAAAUAACCAGUGUCCCCUAUAACAACAUAUAUAGUCUGGUUAUAAUUGAGCCAGGACGUCCUGGUCAAAUUAACUAGUCUAUGAAAGAAAAAGGUUGCAAUAACUAGGAAAUUUAAGAGGAAUAGUAAGCAGGAAAUUUUAACCAGAGUGUAUGUGUUAAUCCAAUUAUUAUUUUCAUUUUACUAUAGACAUCCGCAGAAAAUGAGCAAAGUUCAAAUACAUCUACACCUGUUUUGAUCUAA
Paramuricea clavata is the source of this 4827-nucleotide messenger RNA. NCBI's taxonomy places the organism in Eukaryota, Metazoa, Cnidaria, Anthozoa, Malacalcyonacea, Plexauridae. The record is from the annotation of a GenBank genome assembly.